Molecule: messenger RNA, 647 nt
Organism: Megalopta genalis
Lineage: Eukaryota; Metazoa; Arthropoda; Insecta; Hymenoptera; Halictidae
Product: zinc finger protein ehn-3
Source: RefSeq, a predicted model, not a curated record
CGCCUUACAAGCUGAACCGCACCCAAAGGGUGAAGGAGCAGAAGGACGGCGACACGAAGUACCCGUGCAACAGGUCUGCUGUCGAGGACCGCGUGGAGCCCGGUGAACAAUUACCACAGCCUGCCGAUGGACGAUCUCCUGCUGAAGGACGCCGGCUACAGCGACCCGUACUAUUACCAGGGCGUGGCGAUCGACCCGAACAAGAAGCAGCUGUUCACCUGCAGCAUCUGCGGCAGGUCCUACUCGUGGAUGUACAGCCUGCGCCGGCAUCUGCUGCAGUGCGGCAACAAGGAAGCGAGGAACAAGUGCCAGUUCUGCGCGAAGAAGUUCUACCGGCGCGACAGGCUCAAGGAGCACUUGCUGGCGCAUCACUCGGAUCUGAUCUGAGCCGGCCGAUUGAUCCCUCGACGUUGAUCCAUCGAUCGUGGACCACGCGCGAAAAGAGACGCGGAACCCGCGCGAUUCGCCGUGAAACCGAAUCCUGGAAACUUUGCACUCGGACUGUCGCAGAUUUUGCGGAAAUCUCGAUCACGUUUCACGGAGUCAGAAUCGAGAUAGCAUACAGGGUUCCUCGGAUAAUUUGAAGCAACUUUUUCCUUUGCGAAAAUGUUCUACGAGGCACCGUUAACGAGUUAUCAACGAAAAAG